CAAUAAAUUAAGGGAAAUGUUAGAGGAACAUCAUGCUGUAGGCAGCUUGUUAUUUAUGUACAUUUGCGCUUUGUAUAGACGUUUGAAACGUGAUCAGCCGGAAGAGUUAAAAGAGGCAGAAAUUCAACAACUACAUCAGCGUCCUCAUUCAGAUGAGGAAGAAAACAUUCAGCAUGCAACAAAUUUUGAUACUUAUAGUAAGUUUAAGAAACGUCCUGGAUAUUUUGAGUCGGUAGAGAUUCAACAACCUCAUUCUGAUGAGGAAAAAAGCAUUGAGCCUACAAUAAAUUUUGAGACUUAUAGUAAGUUUAAGAAACGUCCUGGAAUUUUUGAGUCGUUGUUUCUACCAAUGAAAGAACAAGAUAGUUUAGAGUUUUUCAAAAAUACGUGCAUGAAUGCUGCCAUGUUUGAUUCACUUGUUUUUAUGAUAAAAGUAGAAUUGGUGCGGUCCAACGUACCGAAAGAAAUCACUGUUGAAGAACGACUUGCUAUGACACUAACUUUUUUAGCAAAAGGACUUUCUUAUAGUUAUAUAGUUCGUGUCCAUAAACUAGACUGGGUAGAACUGGUACGAACAAUUCUAUUAGAGACUUCUGAAGCUUUAUGGAAGGUACUACAACCACUUUAUUUUGCUAAGCCAACUGAGGCAAAGUACAGUGAAUUGGCAAAAGGUUUUUUGGAAAAGUGGCACUUACCUUACUGUGUUGGGGCAGUCACAAACGAAGAAAUUAUACUCGCUCAUUCCAUUAGAAAAACAGAAUAUAAUCAUAUUAUACUAAUGGCCACCUGUGAUACGAACUAUAAACUUACAUCAGUUAGUAUUGGUAAUAAUGGACAAUUUUCUUCAUCGUCUUACGGUCACGCUCUGUUAGAAAAUAUCUUACCGUUGCCCGGUACGGGUCAGCGCACUGAAGUCAAUCCGUCAUUUCCACAUUAUUUUGCGGGCGAUUAUUCUUUUCCUUUACUCAAUAAUCUUAUGCGUCCUUUUCCUGGCAUGGAGCUAAGUAAGCGACGACAAAUUUUCAACUAUCGUUUAUCUCGUGGUCACCAAGUUAUUGAGAAUACUUUGGGUAUUAUUGCAGCGCGUUGGCAUAUAUUUAAAAAACCAAUAACAGCGAAAUCAACUGAAUGUAAAAAGUUCGUAUUGGCAGUUUGCGCUCUACACAAUUUUAUUAUGUCAAAUGAUACUGAUCACAUAUAUUGUCCAGAAAAGUAUGCAGAUUGGGAGGAUGAAAAUCAUAUAAUUAAAAAGGGGGAUUGGAGAAAGGACAUUGAAGAUAGAAAUCCGGCAAUAAGUCAUUCGAAAUGUUUAAUUCAAAAAUCAAGUCCCACUGCUUUUAAACAAAGGGAAGAUUUAGCGAAGUAUUUUGAAAACAAUGGAGCCGUAGAAUUUCAAGAUGAAUUCAUAAGGGGUAUUCAUUCUUAAAAUAAGUACUUGAAUGAAAUAUGUAUUUUGGGUUUUUUGUAAUUGUGUAAGAUGAUAUUCUAUAAAGUUCUGUAACCUGUAACAAAAAGAAAUAACAAUAACUUUAGCGAGCAAUAUCUUA
Molecule: messenger RNA, 1547 nt
Organism: Bactrocera latifrons
Lineage: Eukaryota; Metazoa; Arthropoda; Insecta; Diptera; Tephritidae
Exons: 3
Coding region: 17-1426 (469 amino acids)
Source: RefSeq, a predicted model, not a curated record